AUCAUUACUGGUAUAAACAACUUAAUCCUGUUUGUAGUAAUUUAUUGUUUUCAAUUCAAGAAGUUCUCUGGUCUGAUAUAAGACAACUUUUAUUUUCGGGAGCAAAUAUCGUGCAGCACAGUGUACAAAACGUUCGCUAUCCGCACCUGAGGGUCGUUUGGGCAAAAAAUUACCAAGAUCUUCCUCUAAGAUGCUACAACGGGAAUUUUCAAUAAAAACUGAUUCUUUCGGGUACUGCUGUUACAAUAGAACGCCAGAAAAAGAUACCAACGUGGUCAUUUCACUCAGUACGCUUAUCCAGAACAGAAUAUUGAAACUCAUCAGAAAAGAAAGUUAUCGAUCAACCAGAUUUAUACAUCCCAUUCUAUUUUCAGCAAAGCUAAUUAGUUAAAGUCGUUCCUACUUAUUUUGACACUCGUUUUUAAAUAUUGUUUACUGGCCAGAAAUCGCGACAAUCCACAUUUGGCGCGGAGCUCGUUAGUAAAAGUGAACAGAAAAAGUGGUUCGAACACAACCUAGGAAAUAGACGAAGAUAGCGGCUUUUGAAAAUGUUUUGCUACUCGCGGCAUCUAAAUACCUGUCAAACGUGGGUCAACUGUCACAGCAGUGAACAUAGAUUUUAGAUUGGACCACUCUAGAAACGGUUAUUUUCUUUCAAUUAGUUGGCAGUCAAUACUCGUCUUUUGUUGGAAGCUUUUGUGUACUCCUCCCUAACCCUGUUUAUCCCGAGGCAUUACAAUCACCCAAGGGAUUUCUGUUGCUAUUCCGUCGGAUGGGUCUGUUAUUUUACCAGCAUUCAAAACACUUUGUCCAGAUUUGGGCUUUUUGUUUACAUAGACCAUUACAAUAAACAGUCAGAGAUUAAACCGAGCCGCUCAAUCGAUCAGAAAAAAUGCUAUUGUGAAGUCCAUCCAGCCAUAAAGCGCGGAUUUUUGUGCCAGUUUGCUACCGAUACCGACAAAACGUCAGAGAAAAUGUCUUGAAGUGCAUUUGAUGACAAAAGAACGACAUUAGUGAAAACUGCUUUUCAAACCUUUGUCGGAAGCUCCGUUGGAGCAGCUGGUACAAGAAAAUCCGAAUAAUCAGCUUUAAGUGAACGUGAUUGUUAUCCAGUAAUCACAAAGAGAAAUUUGCAUAGAACCUGUACAUGUUCUAUUGUGUCAAUAAACAGUCAGGAAUAGACUUAGACGCACUCUUCUCUGAAAUUCAGUGCCUUCAGUUUGUUAGGGCAAAGGCAGGAAAAGCACUUAACUUCUGAAAGGAAGCACGCAUCCUAUUUCCUCUGACGUGCAGCGGAACAUCACAGAGAAAACUGGCCUCUGCGUGUUUUUCAACUGAGUUGGAAUCUUAUUUAAAGGGGAACACGUUUUAAAGAAUAUUAAGUUGUGUGGUUCGCCUUGGGUGCAUGAUUCGAUUACUUUGGGUCUUUCUCAGCAAAGUAUGUCUUACAUUGCCAGUGAGUCAGCGUAGUGCUAUACAUCAACUAAUGUUACGUUCCAUGCUUAUCAUCUAGAUCUAAGUCGUGGAAUGUGAUGAAGACUUUUUGAAACCCAACCAGGCAGAGAGGUAUUUUUCACUUCAGAAACGAUGACGGAUAAGAGAAAUUCGUAGAUCCCUCCUGGGAGCAUUUAUCAAAACAUCAACGGAUUAGUGAAGUCAGCGUUGAAACAUUCCAGAAAAAUUUGCAGCAGCUGAUUUUUUACCUGUCAAGACAUUAAAAAGCGCGGUGACUUCGUGAACUGCUUAAAAACUUCAAGACGCAUCCUGAGAGCAUCGUGGAGAAAUCUUAAAAUAGAAAUGGGAGACACAGAUAACAUGACAAUGUCAUCACCGAACCACACAGAGACUCAUCAGCGAUCUAUUCUAGACACUCCUGAGGGUAAAGCACAGCUUUCUAUUUACGUUCUCACAUUUCUGCUGGGUUCUUUUGGGAAUGUCCUCGUAUUACUGGUGGUUCGAAGUAAAAAACAUCGAACCGUCAACGAUCUCUUCAUUGUCAAUCUGGCCAUCUCGGACCUUUUGAUGAUUGGAUUCCUACCAGUUUACUCGGCGAAAAUUCUGGUACAAUUCCACCACAGUACGGCAUUCUGCAAGAGUGUUUUUCCCAUAGCUACAAUGACGUUUUUUGUAAGUAUAUUCACACUGACAUCCAUGGCAAUCCAUCGCUGCUAUGUCAUCACAAACCCGUUUAAGCCCGAAAUGCGAAAAUGGAAGAUCAUGGCUUGGUUGGUUGGCGUGUGGGUUGCGUCCUUUAUAGCUGUUCUUCCUCUCGUGCUGGCCAUAGAGGGAGGAUUACCUGGAACAGCUGAUUGCCCCGAAUCUUGGUAUUCCGAUGCGCUCAGAAAAGCUUACACAGCAUGCUUGUUCGUGCUGCAGUAUUCUCUUCCUUUGGCCGUCAUCACUGCAGCGUAUAUACGGAUAGCAGUGGAUCUGCUCAAAUCAAGCACAGAGAGAUUUGGACCAGGGAAAAGUCUCAAUAAUAAUCGGCGUGAUGGCAAUGCACUGUCGCGUCUCGCAUGCAAAGAAGAUAUCCAGGUAUUAAAAACCGUAGCUGUGAUCGUGUUAGUGUUUGCAAUUUGUUUGUUACCUCUUCAGCUCAGGUGGAUGAUGUUAGACUUUGGUGGGGAAACCCAAAGGCGCAUUGCCGGUCAAGUGUUUGUAAAAUUCGACGUCCUCCUCUCAAUAUUUCAUAGCUGCCUUAAUCCUCUGGUUUAUGGGACCCUUACGAGGCGCUUCAGAAGAGGCUAUAUCAGAUACUUGAUAUGCCUGUGUCCUUGUUUCAAAGAUCGUGUACCCAAUGGAACUGCGAGCACUACGGGGUAUCAUUAUCAGGACUGUAGCUCACCUACCAACCAGAAUGGUUCAGCUUUGGAUCACGCUGAAAGGACACCUCUUGGACGAGAAAGCCCUGAACACGAAACGAAGAGCACUGAAGUGUAACCUGCUUCUUUCAUAUCCAAUCAGAAUAUGAAACUACAAGUGCGGGGCUGGAAAACCUUCUGCUCGAGGGAGCAUUUCUGAAGUCAACCUGUUUGAAAAGGCUUACCAGGGGAGCACUGAACAGAGACUUGCUCUAGUAACAAACUGGCUCAUAACGACUUCUAGCAUAGAUGGCCUUCCUUGUACUACAGUUACAUCUCUCGAACAGUUUACUGCGAUUAUUGCAAUAGUAAGUAAAAUGAGCUUACAAAUAGAGAAAAGCAUGCUUUUGUCUCGCAGCAACAUUCACACGGAAGAAGAUACCUCAGGCUAAAUUAUCUUUCUUUUAUUGCUCAGCGCUGAUCUUAAUAGUGAUUCAAUUCUUUAUUUUAGAAGAACUACGUUUUUUCGGUUUAAAAAUACACAGAAAUUUGCAUGUGACGGAAUCACGAUUUCAUCGAAAAAGUUUUUGCAUGCGUAUCUUAGAUGUCUUUAAUUUUUUUUUUCUUUUAUUUCACCAUGCUUCGAAAAGGCUAUAUAACUUAGGAGUAAAAUUAUUCGCAUCUUGUACUGUUUUCAUUUGUUUUUCAUCGUGUUUCAUGAUAGUUUAUUCUUCAAAUCUUUGACAAUAUUUGUCUGCCAACUAAGGAGAGAAUUCUGAACAUUUUACCGUGGAACACCUCUAAAGCUUAUAAGUAAGUAACUUGGAAUCUUUUUUAUGAGUGAUAUAUGCUCAAGUUAUUGCCAAUAACAUGGAAUAGACGUGUUUGAUUAUAAUUAGAGAGAACUAAUAUUUUUAACAUGAAGGAGUAAUUUAGUCUUAAUUUGAUACCCUAUCUACACCUAUACUGGUCAGCGAGAAGAACAAAGGUCACCUUAUGCAGAAAACAAGAGCACUUUCCUUUACAACUCGCUGACACUGCAGUUUUAUAUUUUAGUGUGUAAAAUGGCAUUUACCUUAAUUGAAAAAUUAUAUUUUAAAACUGAGUUUGCUCAUGAGCAAACAGUCGGAUUAGCCGCGACAUUUUGUAAUAAAUUUCUUGUAUACACGGUAUGUACAAGUGUUUUAUUGAAUUAUUUGCGUUA
Pocillopora damicornis (cauliflower coral) is the source of this 4005-nucleotide messenger RNA. Its product is annotated as neuropeptide FF receptor 1. Gene Ontology annotation, molecular function: neuropeptide Y receptor activity. Gene Ontology annotation, cellular component: plasma membrane. The record is from RefSeq and is a predicted model, not a curated record. NCBI's taxonomy places the organism in Eukaryota, Metazoa, Cnidaria, Anthozoa, Scleractinia, Pocilloporidae. Gene Ontology annotation, biological process: G protein-coupled receptor signaling pathway.